AUGUCCUCGAGAUUUGGCCCAAGGCCCGUGGGGACCGAUGGCACUGAUUUUAAGCACAGAGAGCGAGUAGCUCAACAGUAUAACCAAAGGUUAUUUCUUUUAGUCUCGGUAAUCGCUUAAAUGUAGUCCUUUGUUUAAAAGGCGCAUCAGAACUGUGCUCUACCUCCAAAUAUCUGUGUGGUUGCUCAUCGUUGCUAAACUGCUACCCGAAUUAUGCAUUCGCUUCGGAUUUGUCUCAAAGACUUUUGCGCGAAAGGUGAGUCCUUUUGCUCUUCUGACAUUCUCAGUGGUCUUUACCGUCCGCGGACUUGUGGGAAUAUGCCUGGGCCGCUGGUAGCAUCUUCCCGGUGAUCUUUAGCUACCUUUCCCUGCCCAAGAACAAGGUCUCACUCAUGAGGAUAUCUUUACUCGGACAUGUUACUUUUGGAAUUGUCCCCAUUGCCGUUGGUUGUUUCCAGAAAUCUUUCGAACUCAUUAACUUUUAUUACACAAGACUCUCGAAUUAUGACUUUUAUGGCUUUCCAUUUAUUGUAAUAGUCUACAUCUUCUUUUCAGUCUGUGUUCAAUUGCAUUUUUUCACACUAUUUUUCGGUUACAAACUCCUUGGGAUGUGGUCUCGCACGAGUGCCAAGAACAAAUGAAUUUCAUGCCAUCUCUCAAAUAUCCUAGGCACUUUUUGUCUGCUUUCGUCUGCCGAUCUCGGCGGAAUUAACUAUUAGGUCUGUCUCAAUUGGUGCAUUUUCAUCAGGUUGCUUCGAAUCUUUACUUGCACCAUGACUACGCAACUAUUAAUGGUUAUGAAUUAUGUCUGUUACAAUAUCUGCUUUCUGUGUCCUGUCGAAACUUUUUGUAUCGACAGAUAUUUAUAUACACUUUUCAAAACAAAUACCCAUGUUUUGCAGUUUAAUUUGCUUUGAUUUAUCUGUAAUAUUCCAUGAGUUCGGGCCCAUGGCGUGCUGUUUUGUCUCUAUUAUUACUGACGCACGUCUUUCGCUCCGUAAGUCAUCUUGACCUGCAAGUCAACUCAUUUAUCUCUGAGGUUGCCCUUCACUUACUACCAAAACCUCCUUUGCUGUAUAGCGGGAAACAGUUUCUUUACGUCGGUAGGAGUUCGAGGAAUCAUACUUACGUGAUAGCUAGCGACAUCGCAGUUUUGUGCCAGGUCCGUGUCGCCCAAGAUCUUAACCUAUCAAAAAAACAAAUGGGAUCGGCUCUUCCAAUGCCCAAGCACUUCUGACUGCGUAUACAUCGGUAAACGAGCGGUUUUACGCAUGUAUACUACGUAGUUUGCACACGAGCUCCAUCUCUGACUCAGUUUUCAGAUGCGCGGCCUAGAAACCUGUCUGUCAUCUCGUAGAUUCGUUCACAAACUGUCCUUUUUCGCUCAAAUUUUAACCAUCCCUAACUAAGGCAACGUCAGUGUUUUCACAGACAGCACCUCAAGUCCAACAUUUGGUGACAGCGGAUCUGAAGACGUUUCACCUCUAUGUCGAUGUACCAAAUGUCUGUGGACUCUACGGAUUUAGGUGCUGACCUCCUUAUACCUGGUAAAGCCGUGAUCAUACCUGAUCUAACUGGCUUCGAUGUCGCUAUUUGUUCCUAUCCAUUCGUGAGUGUCUGAGACAGCAGAUCUGGGUAGCCCACCCCAUUCCUACGGCGACGGAGACUAAACCCGAAGGGGCCAAAAACCCCCAACAUGUUUCGGCGAAGUGUGUUUAACCAGCUGUUCAGUUGACUUCUUCGAGGCACCUAGAUAGGCAACGGCGCCGGACCGAGGGUGGCAACGUUGAGCUCAUUAGAUGGACGACAAAAGGCAUGACUUUUCAAUGAGUGUGGGCUGCCUCAUUUUAGGCGGAGGUGAUGUACUCACUCGGAUAAUAGUCCUCGGACAGUAGUGGCCCAACAUCAAUUUUCGCUCAUCUUCCAUGCUCAGAACCCCGCACUCCGAACUGUACGAGAGGACUGAUCAAAGGGAUCUCCGACACAGGCGGAUUAUUGUGUUGGUGGCGGUGGAGACGCCGCGUCGCGUAAAACCCUGUGUCAGUCUAUGCGGCACCAACCUCGUCUUGAGGUGUUUUAACUGUUUACUUCAUGUUGGAUUUCAUUAAUCCUGAGAGGUGCCGUCUCUUGAUCGGGAAUGCAGCUCGAAAACUACGGUCUUCCAGGUGUUUGUGAACAAUGCUAUCGAUUUUGUGGCGCCAUCCACCACCCACCAAAGACUAAGUUGCGAAAGCUUUAGACAAAGAGGACGAUAUCCUAGUGUAGUUGAAAUUACUCAGCCGGCGCCCGGGUGCGGACUCCACCGUCAAAAUCGUGUAGGGCCCUUCCGUGACAAGCCAUCUAGUUCUAUUGUCCGCAAAGUGGACUCACGAUGGACGGAACCUAACGCAGUUACGAAGCAAACAAACCAGACGACCUUCGGUUGCUGGUAGCCAUGACGGAGUUCAGGAAUGCGCUGCAGUAUGAAUAUUUCGUUCACGUCCAGCUCGGAAGGUGGUAUGUUCCUUCCGCGUUUUACGAAUCACGCCCACCGAAAUUACUGGAGAAUGGCAACAGUGAAGACUACAACUGCACCGUUGAUUAUGCCUAUACCGCGUUAGUUUUCGCUCUUUGGACGACAGACGCAAAAAUAAAAGCGAACAGACGAGUCACAGGAAGCAAUCUUGAAGAAGAAGACACGGCGUGAUCGUGACUGAUGUCCCGGUCUUCUUCAAGACGCAAAAAUGCUUGAACACGUCAUCAGCACCGAGCUUAUAUUACUACGCUUUCACAGCAUCAUAGAGCUGGCGCGCCAUUGCUGUGCGCGUGGACGAGCGAAAACUGGAGGCAUUUAACCACUACUGCUUGAGGACCAUCCUUCGAGGGGAGUACACCGACUUCGUCUCGAAUGAGACAGUUCGCGCUCGCUGUGACAACAUCGUAAGGAUAACCCAGGCCGGCUGA
Molecule: messenger RNA, 2943 nt
Organism: Spirometra erinaceieuropaei
Lineage: Eukaryota; Metazoa; Platyhelminthes; Cestoda; Diphyllobothriidea; Diphyllobothriidae
Source: the annotation of a GenBank genome assembly